This is a messenger RNA of Piliocolobus tephrosceles (Ugandan red Colobus), 1817 nucleotides long. RefSeq names its product crystallin lambda 1 (gene CRYL1). The record is from RefSeq and is a predicted model, not a curated record. Gene Ontology annotation, biological process: fatty acid metabolic process. NCBI's taxonomy places the organism in Eukaryota, Metazoa, Chordata, Mammalia, Primates, Cercopithecidae. The transcript is spliced from 8 exons. Gene Ontology annotation, molecular function: L-gulonate 3-dehydrogenase activity; NAD+ binding. Bases 109 to 1068 code for a protein of 319 amino acids.
CGGCCCGCGCGCGCAGCCAAUGGGCGCGGGACCCGCCCUCCCCGGAGCGCCCAGCUCGAAGCUCCGCCGGCGCCUCAACGCCCGCGGCGCCGCGUCCGCGGCCCAGCCAUGGCGUCCUCCGCGGCCGGCUGUGUGGUGAUCGUUGGCAGUGGAGUCAUCGGGCGAAGCUGGGCCAUGCUGUUUGCCGGGGGAGGCUUCCAGGUGAAACUCUAUGACAUUGAGCAACGGCAGAUACGGAACGCCCUGGAACACAUCAGAAAGGAGAUGAAGUUGCUGGAGCAGGCAGGUGCUCUGAAAGGCUCCCUGAGUGCUGAAGAGCAGCUGUCCCUCAUCAGUGGCUGCCCCAAUAUCCAAGAAGCAGUAGAGGGCGCCGUGCACAUUCAGGAGUGUGUUCCAGAAGACCUAGAACUGAAGAAGAAGAUUUUUGCUCAGUUAGAUUCCAUCGUUGAUGAUCGAGUGAUCUUAAGCAGUUCCACUUCUUGUCUCAUGCCUUCCAAGUUGUUUGCUGGCUUGGUCCAUGUAAAGCAAUGCAUCGUGGCUCAUCCUGUGAAUCCGCCGUACUACAUCCCGCUGGUUGAGCUGGUCCCCCAUCCGGAGACGGCCCCUACGACGAUGGACAGAACCCAUGCCCUGAUGAAGAAGAUUGGACAGUGCCCCAUGCGAGUCCAGAAGGAGGUGGCCGGCUUUGUUCUGAACCGCCUGCAGUAUGCAGUCAUCAGCGAGGCCUGGCGGCUGGUGGAGGAAGGAAUCGUGUCUCCGAGCGACCUGGACCUUGUCAUGUCAGAAGGGUUGGGCAUGCGGUAUGCGUUCAUCGGACCCCUGGAAACCAUGCAUCUCAAUGCAGAAGGUAUGUUAAGCUACUGCGACAGAUACAGCGAAGGCAUGAAACAUGUCCUAAAGACUUUUGGACCCAUUCCAGAGUUUUCCAGGGCCACCGCUAAGAAGGUUAACCAGGACAUGUGCAUGAAGGUCCCUGAUGACCCAGAGCACUUAGCUGCCAGGAGGCAGUGGAGGGACGAGUGCCUCAUGAGACUUGCCAAGUUGAAGAGUCAGGUGCAGCCCCAGUGAAUUUCUUGUAAUGCGGCCGCCACUCCGCUCAUUGGAGGCCUGUUUAGGAACCCGGAAGCUCUUCAUCAGCCCUCUGUGACACAGGUAGCAGCCCACGGAGAUUCUAAGCUGGCUGUCUUGUGUGCAGCCCGAGUGCGGUGGUGCAGGCCGGUGGUCUGCCCGUCACUUUGGGUCAUAGCCCUGGGCCUGGUGGCACAGCAGCACUUGUGUUCUCGGGGCUGUCGAUUUCCUGCCACCUGGGCAGAUAAUCUGGAGAUUUUCACUUUUUAUUUUCAGCCUAAUUACAUAUGACUAUAUUUUACAGCCAGUGAUUGUAGUUUCGUGGCAAAAUAUUUUUGUAAUUAUUUUCUAACCCCUUUCUGAGUACUCUGCGGCCCUGCCUUUAUGAGGCACCUGCCUUCAUUUUGCUAACGCUUAUUCUGAAUACAAGUUUUUGAUUCCUUAAAGAUGUCUUUUUUCUUCUUACUUUUUUUCUGAGAAACACAGCAUUUGAUCCUGAUGACUGGCGUAUUUUAGGGUGAUCAUGACGAAUAAGUCAUAAGCAGAUACCUUUUUCCACGCCCUUUGUCCAUCACUCAGCAGACAUCCAGCAAUGUGUGCUUUUCCCAGAGUAGCUUCCAGUGUCCGGAGGCUGUAUGAUCAGAUGAUGUUUUUGAAACACCACUGACUGCCCAGCCCUUAGACACCCCAUGUCUAUAGCAAAUUAAAGGCACCAAAGUUCUACACUAAAGUACCUGUUUGAUCCAACA